Messenger RNA from Musca domestica (house fly), 2017 nucleotides. RefSeq names its product probable methylcrotonoyl-CoA carboxylase beta chain, mitochondrial (gene Mccc2). Gene Ontology annotation, biological process: L-leucine catabolic process. The record is from RefSeq and is a predicted model, not a curated record. Gene Ontology annotation, cellular component: mitochondrion; methylcrotonoyl-CoA carboxylase complex. Lineage: Eukaryota; Metazoa; Arthropoda; Insecta; Diptera; Muscidae. Gene Ontology annotation, molecular function: methylcrotonoyl-CoA carboxylase activity.
CAUUUAUCCUAAUCGAUCGAAAGAAAUCAUGUUAAAAUUAAGAUGUGUUCUAAACACACAACUAUGGCGUACAGCAGGAUCCGUUCGCCUGUUGCAUGUUGGAGAGGCAAAUGUGUUGCCGACUGCUGUUGAUAAGAACUCAUCUGAAUUCAAGGAAAAUGAAAAAGAUAUGUCAAAAUUGGUCAAUGAAUUGCGUACAAUUACCAGUGAAGUGUUGACAGGUGGUGGUGCAAAGGCUAUUGAACGUCAUACCUCACGAGGCAAACUGCUGGCCCGCGAGCGCAUUAACAAGUUGUUGGACAAAGGUUCCCCCUUCUUGGAGCUAGGUACCUUGGCUGGUUACCAGCUAUACGGCUCGGAAGUGGUUAACUCGGGUGGUAUUGUUACUGGCAUUGGUCGUGUUUGUGGCACGGAAUGUGUAGUUGUUGCCAAUGAUGCCACAGUCAAGGGUGGCUCCUAUUAUCCCAUCACCGUGAAAAAGCAUUUACGUGCCCAAGAAAUUGCACAGGAAAAUCGUUUGCCAUGCAUCUAUUUGGUAGAUUCUGGCGGUGCUAAUUUGCCACGUCAAGAUGAAGUCUUUCCCGAUAAGUUGCACUUUGGUCGUAUUUUCUAUAAUCAGGCAAAUAUGUCCGCUAUGGGCAUACCCCAGAUUGCUGUUGUCAUGGGUAGUUGUACUGCUGGUGGUGCCUAUGUUCCAGCCAUGGCCGAUGAAAGUAUAAUCGUCAAGAAGCAAGGUACAAUAUUUUUGGCUGGUCCACCUCUAGUUAAAGCAGCAACGGGUGAAGAGGUAUCUGCCGAAGAUUUGGGUGGUGCCGAUUUGCACUGUAAGACAUCCGGAGUAACAGAUCAUUAUGCUGUUGACGAUGAACAUGCUCUGUAUUUGGCACGCCAAGUGGUUAGCAAUUUGAAUUUGCCCGCCACAAAUAACUAUGACGAGCAAUUGCUUUACUCCAGCAAGAAAGCCAUAAAAGCCUCAAAUAAUUCCAUUGAAACUGAAGUCGAGGAACCCAAAUAUGAUCCCCGCGAGCUGUACGGCAUUGUUGGACCAAAUCUAACCAAGAGCUUUGAUGUGCGUGAAGUUAUUGCACGUAUUGUUGAUGGCAGUCGUUUUACCGAAUUUAAAAAACUUUAUGGCGAAACUUUGGUUUGUGGUUUUGCCAAACUCUAUGGUCAUACUGUGGGCAUUGUUGGAAAUAACGGUGUCUUGUUUUCGGAGAGUGCCUUAAAGGGUUCCCACUUCAUCCAGUUGUGUGCCCAACGUAACAUUCCUUUGGUGUUCCUACAAAAUAUCACAGGUUUUAUGGUUGGUCGUGAUGCCGAGGCAAAUGGCAUUGCCAAGAAUGGUGCCAAAAUGGUUACAGCCGUGGCAUGUGCAAAUGUACCAAAAUUCACCGUCAUCAUUGGUGGUUCAUAUGGUGCUGGCAAUUAUGGUAUGUGUGGUCGUGCCUAUUCUCCACGAUUCCUCUACAUGUGGCCCAAUUCCCGUAUCUCCGUCAUGGGUGGUACUCAGGCUGCAAAUGUAAUGGCCCAAAUUACUGCUGACCAAAGAAAACGUGAAGGAAAAGACUUUAGCGAGGACGAAGCCAAUAAACUGAAAGCUCCCAUAAUGGAAAAAUUCGAAAAGGAAGGUUCUCCCUAUUACAGCACUGCCCGUUUGUGGGAUGAUGGUAUUAUUGACCCAGCAAACACACGUCAAGUUUUAGGCUUGAGCUUGAAAGCUGCCCUUAACAAUCCUGGCAAUGGCACUAAGUUCGGUGUAUUCCGCAUGUAGAGAAAAAGUAGCAGCAUACAAACAAAAUGGGGAAACAAUGUGCAUUUAUUUUACGAGCAAAGCUAACAGAUAGUAUGAUUUUACAAAAAAAAAUUUUAGGUGAUUAUGAUGAAACUGUUGCAUUUAUUAGAGUAUAAGUAAAACGUGUAAAAUUUUGAUACAUAUACUGUUCCAAUGUUGUAUAGCAAAUUUAUAAAGAUUUUUUUUUUUAAAUACAAUUUUUAAAGAAACUUAUACAGUACGAAA